ACAAACCGCCAAAUUGCCAAUUGCCAAUUGCCUUCCAAUCACUCAUUUCCCAAAAUUGAAGCUCAGAUCGACUCGCCAUAGUCUACCAACCACCAUCACCACCACCACCAGACGGUGCACACCCAUGGCUUCUGCAACCCUCGUUCCUCCCUAUUCAUCUCACACUUCACCACCAUUACCGAAAGUUUCUAAGUCGUCUCCCUUUCUUGCUUCUCUCUCUACCUCCCCAAUUUCCUUCUCUAAAAAACCAAUAUUUCGUUCAUUAACAUUGGUUCCUCAACAGGGUUUAGCUUCUUUUUCAACUUGGAACGGCCUCAGGCAAAAUGGGUUUUCUAUCUCCCUAAAAUCUUUGAGAUUUGAAAAGAGAAGGAAACAUGGAGGGAAAGGUGUGUAUGCUUCUUUAUUUGGAGUUGGGGCUCCUGAAGCUUUAGUUAUUGGAGUGGUGGCAUUGUUGGUUUUUGGACCUAAAGGUCUUGCUGAGAUUGCUAAGAAUCUGGGAAAAACAUUGCGGGCAUUUCAACCAACGAUUAGGGAACUUCAGGAAGUUUCAAGGGAAUUCAAGAGCACCCUUGAAAAAGAAAUUGGUCUUGAUGAGCUUCAAAAUACGGCACGAGGUACCACCUCCAACGUACCUACCUUAUCCUCGACCCCUCCAUCUGAAAAUUCUCUGGCGACACCAAAAGAAACAGCUGCUGCUGCCACCGAGGAAGAUUCUCAGGUGACAGGAACACCGAUUGCUGCCAGUGGGCAGGAUGCGCAGGUGUCAGAAACACCUGGGGAGGAUUCUCAGGUGGCAGCAACACCAGUUGCUGCCGAUGGGAAGGAUGCGCAGGUGUCAGAAACACCUGGGGAGGAUUCUCAGGUGGCAGCAACACCAGUUGCUGCCGAUGGGAAGGAUGCGCAGGUGUCAGAAACACCUGGGGAGGAUUCUCAGGUGGCAGCAACACCAGUUGCCGCCACCACAAAUGCUGCCACCACUGGGGAUUCUGAGGCGGUAGCAACGACUCCUGCUGCCACCACAAGUGAUUCUCAGCCUACAAUCAAGUCUAAUUCUGUUGAAGAAGUUGGUGCCGGGAUGCAUCUGGCUCAGAAGUCGGAAGAUGUGAAUUAAGAGCCAGAAAAGAUUUUGAACUUUAGACGUUAGAUGAGAAGAACAAAAACGAUCCUGCAUUUCUAUUUCAGAGAUAUCGGGUGCUGGCCGUCCAUUCAUAUGUUGUGUUUGUAUCUUAAUUAAAAAAGGAUAGGAAGUCAUUUACACGAUUGGUGUAACGUAGCAUAUUAUCGGCAAACAACAUAAGUUUUCAACACGAGUCGGGGCGAUGUUUGUAGGGUCUCAAAUAAAAUCGUUGCAUUCUAAUCACAGGGCUGUCUCUUAAGUUUCAACCUCUUUGGCUA
Molecule: messenger RNA, 1395 nt
Organism: Cynara cardunculus var. scolymus (artichoke)
Lineage: Eukaryota; Viridiplantae; Streptophyta; Magnoliopsida; Asterales; Asteraceae
Product: sec-independent protein translocase protein TATB, chloroplastic
Exons: 5
Coding region: 125-1111 (328 amino acids)
Biological process (GO): protein transport by the Tat complex
Cellular component (GO): membrane
Source: RefSeq, a predicted model, not a curated record